Molecule: messenger RNA, 1990 nt
Organism: Mytilus trossulus (common blue mussel)
Lineage: Eukaryota; Metazoa; Mollusca; Bivalvia; Mytilida; Mytilidae
Exons: 2
Coding region: 124-1779 (551 amino acids)
Molecular function (GO): zinc ion binding
Source: RefSeq, a predicted model, not a curated record
GGAACAUCCAAUAUUUGGUAAUAUAGAUUGUUCAUAUAUGAUCCCGAACAUACCUGUAUAACAGGUUUAAAACCUGCAUUUUAAAAAGAAUGCGGGUAGUUUAAAAUAGAAGGAAUAAUAAACAUGGCGUCAGUAUCAAGAUCUUGGUCGUUUUGCGAAAAACAUGAGUCAGAGGAAGUAAGAUUCUAUUGUAAUGACUGCAAGAGUUUGAUCUGUGAUGAUUGUAUAGUUGGUGUGCAUAAAACUCACAAAUUUAUGAAAUCUAAAGAAUAUGGUAGUUCACGACGCGAACAAAUUCUAAAAUAUCCGUCGGUUGCAGGAAACACAACGAUUCCAAAAAUUCAGAAAAUAAUAACCGAGGCUUCAGAGAGUAAAAGCAAAUAUAGUGACACCAUAAUGGACGAAACUGAAUCUAUCAAAUCAAAACGGAAGUUGAUUGAUACGACACUGGACGUUUUACAAAAAGAACUAGUUGAUAACCUUAAUAAGACCGACCAAGAGACAAGGCAGCUAUAUGAUAUAUUUAUCAAGAACCAAGAAUUUAAAGUAGAAAGAAUACAAAAACUCGUUGAAGAAAUCAAAUCAAAAGGAAGUGACAUACCAGACACAGAUAUUGCUAAAUAUGACGUAGCUCUUGAGAAUCUCAUCAAACUUGAUCCUCAUAAAGACACAAUGCCAAGCCCAAAACCACCUCAAUACAUUUUUACCGACGAAAAUGUCAAGAAGGAAAAACUUCAAAAACUUAUCGGCUAUAUCGAACAUGUCGAAAGUAGUCAAUAUGAGGAACUUCCACAUGAUUUACCACUAAGACCUCCCGAAAAACCAAAGCCAAAAAUACCUGAAGAUUACAGGGGAUAUUUAAAGCCAAAGACUUUGCCCGUAACAGAGUCAUACGAUGAAGUGAAACUAAAACAAGAGUUCAAAGUGCUAAGGUCAUUUGAAACGAAAAACAAAAUAUCGUAUAUUGUUCCUAAAGGACAGGGACUUGAAGCUUGGGUGAUUUUGGGAGACAGUGUCACAGAGGUUGAUUGCACUGAACAAAAUACAGAGAUUAUUCCAACACCAGUAAAAACGUUAGAUCAAAACCCGAUUUUACCGUGUAUAAACAAAAAUAACGAGCUAUUGAUUGGAUUUCAGAACAAAUCGUCUAUAAAACAAUUACAGAUCACACAGAAGUCAAAACGAAAAUCUUACAGCUUUAAUACUGGAAUUAACAUUAGUUCUAGCAAAAGUGUGCUUGCUUGCUUUUGUACGUCAGCAAUAGCUGACGAAGAACAAAUCGCAUGCUUCCAAGACAAAGCUGCUACCGAAAAUCAUAUACUUCGCUGGUACUUGAAGGGAAAGCAAAAGAAACAAGAAAUAUAUCUUACAUCUGACAUUGAACUGGAAAAUCCGAUACAAAUGUGCCAGAACACAGAUGGCGAAAUUUUCAUUUUAUGUCGACCUGAAGGAAAACAAUCAUGGAUAAUAAUUCUAAAUAAAAGUUAUGAAAAGAAACUCAAAUAUCCAUCGAAGACAUCAGCUAAAAACAUUGACUUUGUUGGAUUUGGGUUAAUAAAGACCCAUGUGACUAUUUCAGAUCGGGGUAACUCUGAACAACUUUUGAUAGACAUGCAUGGACUGGUCAUUCAAAGAGACAAACACGACGUACUUCCAGUAUGUUGUGUUGUAGAUCGGUCAUCAAAUGUGUGGGUUGGCUUUGAUGACGGAAGGGUUAAAGUGAUUAACUAUCAGACAGAAAACGAGUAUGCCGUGGCACAUAGUGCUACGAAAUUCUGAUAUUUAAGCAAUACAUCAUUUUAUUACCAGUAACAUCCUUUGGCAUAGAGCUUAAAAUCCGGUAGCAAAUGAUUUUGAGGAAAGAUGUCAUUACCAUUAACAUUUAUGCAAUUUUCACCAUACAUAAGAUGUUUAUCGCCUGUCAUAAUUUUGGACGAUUCUCUCAUAUGUUUAAUUCAAGAUAUUCAUAAAUAAAAUAUAUCCAUAGUUA